AUGCAACUUUCCAUCUUCACCUUCGCCCUCAUGGCUAUCUCUGGUGUUCAAGCCGCCACCCAUAAGGCUGCGGCAUGUGUCUCCAACAGAAUCUCAGCCCCAUCUGGCGGUAGUGGCUGGAGCGUCAGCUACAACUGGAAGACCACCUAUGAGGUCCUCCCCGGUGCUACUAAAUGUGCUUGCGACUUUUACGCGGCACGAAACAAGGGAAGCGAGUGGUGGAACACUUGCCCUGAUUGCAAAUUUGAUGGUACUAUUUGCAACUCUCCCGCUGGUCACAUUGGCGGUGACGAGAUGGAGUACUACUGUACGGAGCUGUGUGGUGCUCAGGGAUCUGAAGCCGACUCCGGCUAG
Molecule: messenger RNA, 354 nt
Organism: Fusarium pseudograminearum CS3096
Lineage: Eukaryota; Fungi; Ascomycota; Sordariomycetes; Hypocreales; Nectriaceae
Exons: 4
Coding region: 1-354 (117 amino acids)
Source: RefSeq, a predicted model, not a curated record